UGAAGAGUGGUAUAUAAAUCUAAUUUUAUAAAUCUUACACAUUGUUAUAGGAAUUCUAAUAAUAAUAAUAAUAAUAAUAAUAAUAAUAAUACAUUUUUAUUUGUAUCCUGCCCUCCCUGGCCAAAGCCGAGCCCAGAGCGUCUAACAACAGGUAAAAAUAGCAUAGUGUACAUAAAACCACACAGUCAAUUAAUUAAAAUACAUUCUAGAAUCAAUUCAGAAUCAAAUUAAUGGGAGCCACCGGGUUAGAGUUCUAUGAAUGUUACAGAAGGAGAGAGAGCAUCAGACUGUGCCCUGGCCAAAGGCCUGGCAGAACAGCACCGUCUUGCAGGCCCUGCGGAAAGAUGUCAAGUCCUGCAGUGCCCUAGUCUCUUGUGACAGAGCAUUCCACCAGAUCAGGGCCACAGCUGCAAAAGCUCUGCUUCUGGUUGAGGCCAAUCUAACCUCCCUGUGGCCUGGGAUCUCCAAGAUGUUUUAUUUGAAGUCUGUAAGGUCCUCUGUGGGACAUACCAGGAGAGGAAGUCCUGUAGAUACGAGGGUUCUAGGCCAUAUAGGGCUUCAAAGGUUAAAACCAGCACCUUAAACUUGAUCCUGUAUAUUUGCUUCUCAAUAUUCUCUGGCUGGCCUCUGUUAUUUUUUCCCACCGAUAGAAAACCUACAUAAGGACUGUAUACGGACUCUUGGAUACCCCAUAAGGGGAAAAGGAACAGUAAGGAGCAGUUUUUUCUUACAACACACAUCGUUCAGCAAAAUGUCUUAGGGAGACCCUGGUAUGCUAUGUAAGCAGCAACAUUCUCUUUAUCUAGUGUUUAUCUAGUUCCAACUCCUGGCGUUAGGGUGGAGGCCCUGCUGCUCUUUCUGAUGCCUCUUUUUUUCAUCUUGCCACAUCCUUCACAAACGUUUUGUUUUGCUUUUUAAAACAAAAGCAGUCCUACAGUGCAGGGCCUUCUGUUGCGCCUCUUGAGGAGAAGGUGGCUCUUUGCCUCUCCCCUCCCUCCUUCUCCUCACCCUCACCCUGCUGGUGUUGCCCAUUCUUGGCUUCCCCGCCCCCAAUAAUUCGUUUCGUUUUAACUGUUGCUUUUGCGGCAGCAGAAAUAGACUCUCCUCUCCCCCUCCUUCCUGCCUCGCUCGUGAGAAAGGGACAAGGAGGACAUCCUUCCAUGGAGUGAGGCCUUCUGGGCGAGGUGGAGGAGAAAAGGGCCUGUGACACCACUGCUUGAAGCUCCAGUUUGUUAUAAGAAUUUAAGGUCUCAAAUAUAUAAAUUAAAUGUUUAUAAAAUUACAAGGCAAACACAAACAUAAGUAUAUAAACCACGUGUCUGAAAUAGUACAGGAGAGCAAUCCUGGAGCCAUUUUGACUCUCCCAAAUUGACCUCAAAUGUUUCUCUGCAAGGAGGAAGGAAAUGGGAAAGCCUCUCUCUUUAGGGUGUCUUUGUGUAUGAAUAGGGGGAGCCUGUGACUGGAUUCAAGGAAUUAAAGUAUUUACCAUCACAAAAGAAUGGCCGGGCUGCCCAAGUAAAGCAAUCAGAGACUAUUGUCAGGUAUCCUGGCAGACAGGAUUUCUGUUGUAGACUGCCUCCUUCUGUGAUAUAUGUAUGAUGUUUUUGGGGGUGGUCUUGAGCUAUAGGGUGGGCAAUUUCAAAACUCUAUAUAAGGGCUUGUGCACCAUUGUUCUGGAACCCUCCUCCCUCCUGCGUGUGGUUGUGAGCACCCUGUUGCAAGAGUUUAAUAGCGAUCAGGCUUACUAGCUGCUUUGCUUCUCAAUAUUCUCUGGUUGGCCUCUAUUAUUUUCUCCUACUGAUAGGGAACCCGCUUAAGGACUGUAUACGGGCUCUUAGAUACCCCAUAAGGGGAAAGGAGCAGGUUUUUUCUACAUCAGCUUGAAAUACGUUACAAAUCUAAAGUCUCUGGAAAUUUCAACUGUUAGCUUAUUUUCAGCAAGACUUUUAGCUGGUUCAGCUGGCAGGCAGGUGGCCCAGCAGCUAGGCAAGUAAAGAGGGCGUCAGUUUUGUUUUGUUUGGGGUUUUUUUUUAACAAUUUGCACCCCCUGCUCUUAUUCCCUGAGACAAUGGUCUCAUUCUAUCUCAUGACUGGCCCUGCGACAGUGUGCAAAACCCACAAAUAUCCACCAUUUCGGAGGUUAAAAUAGCAAGGAGCUUGUAGAAUCUCAGUUGUCAUGGAAAAGACCAGGCCAGGGAGCUCCUGCCAAAAGUUCCCGAAGAGACCACCAACUGCCUGAAGGAACUUUUUAUUAUUAUUAUUAUUAUUAUUAUUAUUAUUAUUGCUGGGUGAUGUUCAACUAAGUUUUACUCAGUGUACGUCUGGUUACAUGAUGUAACUUAGUCACGCUCACUAAUUUCAGUGGGUCCUCUGAGUGGAACUCGCUUGAAUAUCACCCGCCGUGAUUAUUUCUUUCGUCGCCACUGCGAGUAAUAGUAACAAGUCACCUUUUGUCACCUUCAUUUUUGUUUGGUUUCAGCAAGUUACAUUGCGAACUGCCUCAGAUAUCUAGGGGUAGAUAAAGUGUAAUUAUAAAUUGUGAAAAGAAAGAAAGAAAGAAAGAAAGAAGGCUGGCACAAGCGGUCUAAUGCUGGAGCUUCUCUUCUUAGUUGCUUCUGUGCUUUACAUAGUCUCCCCGCCCUUCCUUUCCUCAGCCCUCAGGGGAGCAUGGUGGGAACUUCAUGCUCCAGGGACCCCCUUUUCUGCCAAAGCAGCUAGUCAUCAAACUACCGCCCCUCUGGGGCUGCCUGUUGGGCCUCACUCUGCCUGGCUGCCCAGGGGGAUGGAUCGGUGUGCAAGUGGGGCUGGCUGCAGGGAGGCGAUGGAACCCGCUCUGCGUUAUCUGUUUUUGCUGUGGCUCGGUUGGUUGGGAGCAGCCACUGGAGUGCCGGGAGAGCUAACCGAUGUUGUCCAGGCCACAGGUGGGUCCUGCAGAUGGGAGAGGAUAGCGGAAGGCAAGAGACAGAGGUUGAUGGGGAUGGAUGUCAGAUAUAGCGGUGGAUGGGCAGGCGAGGACCACCAAGGUAGCAGUAACAAAGAGUGCCUCUGAGGAUGUGCAGGAUGCUGUUUCCUGACCACAGCUGGUAGCAUCUGGGAAUAGUAAGCAGGCAAGCUUCCAGCUGCUAACUGGAAAGGUCCAUGGCACCUGAAUUUGCUUGUUUUCAUCCUCCUUUCCUUUGCUGUUGCGUCUUCCAAAUUGAAAGCCUGUGUCAUUUAUUUAAAUCUGCGCUAUGCAGCACCUAGAAAAGCCUUAGGGGAUCAUUGUCACCAUUUGGCAAGGCUUCAGAUCAGAGAUUCUGCUGUUAAAGCAAGUAAUCAGUUGUGUGGAGCUGUGAUAUUGCUCAUGAGGCUAGGAAAGGGAAAGUUGACAUGGCUUGACGUUUGCCAGCACUGGCUACAGAGGCGAGAGGAGAAGGUAUUUUUGAUCUGGGGAAUGUGCCUUCAUACUGGGUAACAUGCAGAAAACAGCAUUUUUAGAAAAUCAAAGACUGGAACUGAGGGAAGUCGGGGGCUGGGAGAUGGGUCCCUGAAGACCUACCUAGUGCCAUGAAAACAGUCUUGGGUACUCAGAGGUCUCUUUAUAGACACCUUGGCUUUCAGAGGCGAGGCAGGAAGCAAUCAGGGAGAGGGCCUUUUGCGAUGUUGGCAUUUUGCUCAUGAAACACCCAGGCAAGGAAGUCUACCUGGUACCUUCACUGCUGAGUUUUAGGUGGGAGGUUAAGGCCAUGCCAUUUGCCUGAACUCUGAUUCACUUAAUGAGCUUGAAUGAAAGGUUGGACGAUGAUGACACAGGUGGUUUUACAGGGCUGGCCCAAAACAUUUCAUUGCCUCAGUAAAUGGCAGUAAAUGGUUCCUCUGCCUCCACCACCUCUCUGCCCGAAUCAAGGCCAACCAAGCUUAAAAUUCUACAAGCCCCUCUCCCUGCCAGUAAAGAUUACAACAAAUUAAAGAACUAACCGUUUGCUGCUUUUUCAUGUCACCCAGAACCAGCUGCCUGAGACAGCCGCCUCACUCUCUCUACUUGGCCCUAAAUGCUACUUUACCAUCUGUUUCUUUUCCUGUUUAAAUGACUGUUUUGCUUGUUGUUUUAUUGCUGCUUUAAGAUUUUUAAGAAUUAAUUUUCACUGUCUUAAAAGCUUGCUGCUGCUAUGCUUGUUUUAACUGGCUGUAUAUUAAAGGUGGUGGUUGUUUGCUCAAACUGUACGCUUAUCACUUUGGAAACAUUUUAAGUUGAAAAGUGUGUAAGAAAGGAAUAACAAAAAAUGAAAUGCUUGAUGUUUUCCUCCCAAAUCCCAGAGACCCAGGCGGUUCUUCUGCCCUGCACUUUUAACUACACACUGGCUUCUGACGAUUUGAAUCUGACUUGGCUUGGUCCGUCUGGGAAGGAACUCUCGCAUGUGCAUGUCAAGUAUAAACACUCAGAGGCAAAUCUGGGUGAAAAGUGGCGUCUGUUCAUUUACAGCAUCUCCAGGCAAGAUGGCAUAUGGUUUACCUGCAGCUGGAAUGGCAUCUCAGGAAAGAACCACACACUCACACGGACUGGUGAGUAGGUAUGGUGAGGGGAAAUUAAACUUGAAUUUGCAUAUUGUCUUUUUGGUGCCUACUGAAGACCUUCCUCUACCAAUAAGCCUUUUAAACAGAGAUCUUUCCCAGUCUAUAUCUGAAUUGAAAUGGUUUUUAGAUACAGUGGUAUUUUAAUUGUUUUAUCAUGGUUCAUUUGCUGCCCUGGGGUACUUUGGGAGGAAGUUGUGGGAUAUUCAAUCAAUCAAUCAAUCAAUCAAUUAAUAAUCAAUACUGCUACUAAUAAUAAUGGCGAACCAACCCAGCUUGCACUUUCUGAAACAAUUCAUGAACUGAAACACAACCUUCCUUUGAAAUUUACACUUCUCAGAAUAUCACAAUACUUUUCUCCAGCCAAGUAUUGAGAAGUGUGCAUUAAAAUGCAUGCAUUAGUGAAAACAGCAUUAAAAUUUGCAUUGUGUUUGGAGAUAUUGCUUUGCAAAAAAUGUGCAUGUUAAGAGAAAUUUGCUGGUGAGGAUUUUUUUAAAAAAUGUAUUUUUUGUGUGAUGUGGAAAUACGGAGAACUGAACUUCAGACUGGCAGAAUAAGAAACUGAGAGAAACCAGAUUCACUCAUCUCUACCAGUGAGCAGUUAAGAUGGCGGUAAAAAGCAGAAACCAGACUCUACAGAUACUAUUAUUAUUACCAUCACCUCUAAGAACUGCCAGGCCCCCAUGGCUGACAAACAGUGCAAAAGUCUGUACCUGCUACAGUUGCUCAUUUACUUGGCACAGAACCCCUGAAUGCUAUGCUGGAGAAACUGGUACAAUUGGAGGUUAUGUGACACACAACCACACUACACGGAGGGAGGGGAGCUGCAGACCUCUAGACAAAGUGGUGUUGGGACCUGUAACUGGAAGCAAGACGGGCUUGUUCAGCCGGAAUGAGCACAGCAUAAUGUGGGGGGUGGGGGUGGGGGGUGGGGUAGACAAGAGUGGGCAGGGCAGAUUGUCUGGGCUGAGAAACAAUGGGCUGGGUUGCUCAUCUGGGUCUGUUUACUACAGGUGAUGAUGAUGAUGGCGAUAAAGACCCUGAGGACAUUGAAGAGGAAGUGAAAGACAGCAUGAGAGAUGCUGGUUCGGGCAGUAACAGCAGCUUUUAUCCACCACAAGCCUGUGAGAUCACAUCCAAGUUGUAUUUCUACAUUUCACUAGGAAAUUGGGCGAGGGGUGGAUUACUCCUUCCCCCACCUCAUAAAGGCCUGGUGGGCUGUGGCUAAAGUACACCUACAUUUGUGGGGAAGGACUUCCGGGACUGUACGUUUUAAGGCUUUUUUUCUGUUUGGUUCCUGGUAGUUUUACUGGGGAUUUGGGGUGUGGGUGUGUUUGUGAAUGGGCUUUUAAUGACAAAAUUCUGGGUCCAAGGUCAGUGGGCGUAGGGAUGGGAGAACCAGUUUGUGGGGUUGCUCCAUGGGGAAGGUGGGGCAGAACUGGGGGAACUGACCCAGACACCCUGGGCUUGGGGGGGACGGACCCUGCAACUGGCACUGGUGGCCAUGGCUAGCAGCCUCACUCCCUGACUGGUCCUUCUGCCUCCUUCACACCUGACUAAUCUCUCAACCACCUUCCCUUUUGGAGCAAGGGAGGGAGAAGAGAGACAGAGGAAUGGGGGAGGAGGUGGUGAAUACAACACAGCAGGUUGUCUCCACCUAAGUUCUACUCCUCUGAAAAUCAAUACCACUGAAAUCAAUAGAUCUAAGGUAGUUAUUACAUAUACCUCACCCAACUGACUCAUUUGCCCCAGCUACUCUGAGUGCCUUCCAACCUAAUAGCAAGACAGGAAAACAUCAAACAUAAAAAGCUUCCCAAUGCAGGGCUGCCUUCAGAUGUCUUGGGAAAGUCCUAUAGUUGCUUAUCUCCUUGACAUUUGAUGGGAGGGGGUUCCACAGGGCAGGCGCCACUACUGAGGUGGUCCUCUGCCUGGUCCCCUGUAACUUCACUCCUUGUAGUGAGGGAACUGCCAGAAGGCCCUCGGAGCUGGACCUCAGUAUACAAAUAGCAGACAGGUCUUACAGAGCCUGCUCCAUUAAAAGUCCGCGAGUACUUGGUAACUGUCAGGGAACUGCCAUCGGCUCAGAGGCGAGAGAUAGAGGGGCAGGUGUGCUACAGGGAACCUCCAAAAUUCUUGUAAAGCAGUUCCUCUUCCAGCGAGGAGGGAAGCCCCACCUCCAGUGGGAAAGAGGUGCAAGGACCAGAGGAUGCUAGUAAGAGCCUUAACACCGCGCCUGAGCAAGGAGGGAGGUGACGAAACUUUUAUGUUGGGGGAGGUACAAAAACAGACCACUCCCGGAUUCUGCUAGCGAUUGAGCCAGACAUGAACUUGUGACGCUCUUCACUGUAAAUAGUUUGCAUCAAAAUAAAGCCUGUAAAAGACAGGUCGGAAUCCUGCCUGGUUACUCUGGAGCAACCGCAACAGCAUCUGACAGUAACCCUUCAAAUUAAGGGCAAAAAGCUGGUGGGCGGGGUGUGACAGGGAGGAAAGUUUUUGCCUGGCACCUUUCAAUGGGUCAAUAUUAACUUCAGUGAGAGUGGAUAGGAAGCAGUUAGUGUGUAGCUUGCUCUGUCAGUCCCUUCUCAGCUCUGGAGCAAGGAAGGCCCCACGGCUCACCAUGUAGUUCCACAUCCUGUUGGAAUUUGGGAGUCCCCACCCCGCUCAAAGACUCAGAUGGUUUUCUUCCUCUCUGACAGCAGUGGCACCCAGGGCCUUGCAUUCCUUCGAUUGGUUCUUACAAGCCUAAUAGCAGACGUUCCGCUGUGUGGCUCUCUCCUGAAGUUUCACAAGCUGGUAUUGGGUAAUGUCGGAUGCUUUUCAGCUGAAGGAUUUUGCAAAACCCAAGAUGAUGGCAUCUGGGCCCACAUAUUCAGUUUACAUAUUGCUUCCUUAAAAAUGUAUCGCUAAGGCUUACCCCUCUGCAUCAUUUUUUUUUUUUUAGCCAGAAUUUUAAAAUCAUUUUUGAAAUUUUGGAAAACAUCAGCCGUUAAAAAAUAUUUAAAAAUUGCAGAAAACUGUGUUUCAGCUCAACUUCUCACUACCCUCUUCUGUAGGGCGCCAGGCCGACUCCCCACAUCCUGCAAAUGGUAUGGAAUCUUUUCCCUGUGAUGCCCCAAUACCCAGGAACUGGACCAAUGGGACUCUCCUCUGGAUUCAGCACGAUUCAAUGGGCAAAAAGACUGUGCUGGUGACUGUGUCGCUGUGGCGCUCUGUCACUAACCACUUGCUGUUGAUGAGGACCAAUGACAUCAUUCUGAUGCUGCCAUCGGUGACAUCCACAGAUGCUGGGAACUACACCUGUCAGUGGAAGGAUCAGGCCCACCAUUUUCAGCUGGAGGUGGCAGCAAAGCCAGGUGGGUGAAGACGAACAGGGGUACAAGUUUGUAUGCAUUUGAAAUGUGGAUCGUCUUUGCAAAGUCCAAAUCUCCAGUUUCAGAUCCGAAAUGUUUCCAAAUUUUAAUUUUUUCCAGUGCAAUGUUGAUGAUGUUUUUAAAAAUAAACACCACUAUGGAAUAUUUACUUUGAAAUAUGGGGGCAGCGGGAUCUAUAUACAUACACACACACAUACAUAAACAAAUAGGAAGCCUCGAAGGGCUCGCCCACACUUCCCUUUUGUCCCAUGAGUUCUUCAGUUUGUUCCGUGAUUUCCAGGCAUGGGUCCGAGAGGUUUUUCUUUUGUCCCACCACUACCCCCAGGAAAACUCUGUUUACUGCUGAAUGUCAAUCAAAUGUCAAUCUGCAGAAAACCCAAUUGAUGUUUGUUCUGAUUCAGCAGUAAACAGUGAGUUUUCCUGGGGGAAGUGGCAGGACAAAAGAAAAACCUCUCGGACCCAUGCCUGGAAAUCAUGGGACAAACCCAAGUGUGGAUGAGCCCCAAGUUCUAAAGUGGGGAAAGUUCUGCAACCAAAAUAAAUAAUAAUUCCAUAUUUGCACACUUAAGGUAAAGGUAAAGGGACCCCUGACCAUUAGGUCCAGUCGUGACCGACUCUGGGGUUGCGGUGCUCAUCUCGCUUUAUUGGCCAAGGGAGCUGGCGUACAGCUUCCAGGUCAUGUGGCCAGCAUGACUAAGCCGCUUCUGGCGAACCAGGGAAGCGCACGGAAACACCGUUUACCUUCCCUCCCGAGUGGUACCUAUUUAUCUACUUGCACUUUGACGUGCUUUUGAACUGCUAGGUUGGCAGGAGCAGGGACCGAACAACAGGAGCUCACCCCAUUGCAGGGAUUCGAACCGCUGACCUUCUGAUCGGCAAGUCCUAGGCUCUGUGGUUUAACCCACAGCGCCACCCACAUCCCUUAUUUGCACAUUUACUAGUUUACAAACCCUUCUUCCCUCUGGUGUGCACAGCAAUGUGCCGUUGCGACUUGAAACAUAGUGGUGGGACAGGGGGAAUGGCAUUGCUGCGUUGUAGUCAUUGAUGCUUCCUGCAACACAUGUAUGUUUUACCUAAUAACAGAGUAAGCCUGCUUCAUGCUUCAGAAAUACUGUAUUUCCUUGAAUGUAAUGCACACCUUUUUUGGACAGAUUAUGUCAUGGAAAUUAGGGUGCACAUUAGAUUUGAUGGUGCAUUAGAUUCACGGUAUUGGUUCUAUCCAUCUACAGGUUUAAACUGGCAGUUGAAUCAAUUGAAACUUGUAGGAUGAAUAGCUAAAAUUGAGUUGCAGCCAUAAUAAAGACAUGCAUAUAAAUAGAGAUUCCAGUUAAUUGUUUUCUUUCUUCUUCCCCCACAAGCUGCUUGGCUACAAUUAGGAGCCCAACACUGGAUAAUCUGGACUGCGACCUUGGUACAUAUGAUUGCCUGCCUUGGUUGCCUUUUCUGUUUCCUGUGGCUCCGGCGAGGUAAGUACAGGAACAAAGGCAAGAUCAAGCACAGAAGUGGGUAGCCAAAUUCUUCUGGCAACUCAUCUUCCUGGUCUUGUAGCUUAACAGUAAUUCUUCCGAUGUAAAUACAUAUUCUGCCCUUUUAAGCAGCAUGUUAACCCAACAAUAACUUCAUGCUGAGAGGGUUUGCCCUGGAAAGGGGCUGAGGAAAUAAAUGUGGAAUGGUUGCUGUGGCAGGUGUCAUUACAAUGAGCAACUUGUAAAAGGAUUGUGUGGUGGCGGAUUGUGAUAUACGACUCUUGUGUGAUUGUUAAUAUUCUGUUGAUCUGAAAUGAAAUUUGAAUUGUCUUUUUUUAAAAACAACAACAACAUAAUAGAGCAAGAAUGGGGAGCCUGCCCCCAUGUCUCCAAACCUCCCUUGUCUGUCCAGCCUCUUCCUAACAACAACACACAUCCCCUCCUUUCUCUAGGCCCUAUUGAGUUUCCUCUAGUUUUUUUUGGCCCCUGAAAAUGAUUAUUGUGCUCCCCAGAUUUAUCGUUUUAAAAUAAAUAAACUAUUGAGCACUCUUACAUGUCCCUCACUGUAUUCUCCCAAUUCUGUUUGUUUGUUUGUUUGUUUGUUUAAAAAAUGUUUUUACUGACUGAUCCCAUAAACCCAUUACUGUGAUGCCAAAGGUUUUUUUGUGGCUCCCCUCCCUGAUUAAUUCUUCUUCUUCUUCUUCUUCUUCUUCUUCUUCUUCUUCUUCUUCUUCUUCUUCUUCAACUGAAUUUAGUGAUUAAUAAUACAGUGAUUUAAAACACUGUAGAAUUAUGUGACAGGAAAGUGUUUUGCAAGACAGCAUUGACAAAGGGCGCUAACCAUAGGUUAACACAGUCCUCAAGCCAAAAAAAGUUAGGCACCUCUGGUACAACACUUACACUGUUUAUUAGCAGCCUAAAACUAGUAGCUCCCUUUGAAUAAUAUUUGCAAACAGCAGUUCAGCUACAGUAAAAUAAGAGCUCUCCUGUGACAACCCAGGUAUUUAGCCUAUCUGAUGUUAUUAAUGUAGACCAAUAUGUCACAGUGGCUGCACGGGAAAGGAUUUUUUUUAUUUAAUGUGUUCCCCUUCUAUCCUUCUCAUUUCAGCCAUUCGUGUUCGUAGGCAGAUGAAGCUGAAGGGUCCUGUCCGGAGGUAAGUAGUGGUGUAGGGAAGAGUGCAAGAGCAUUAGUAGGCAGACCAUGGGUAAUAAAUAACCUGUGGAGGGAGAAUCUGGGAGGGUGGUCUCUCUCCCCACAAGACAGCACUGGAGAAGAGGGGAUCUCUGGAUAACCCCUCUGGAACCAGAGGUGGGAUGUGGGGUAUGGGAAGAAUAAAUGAGGGCCGGAUUAAGACCUUUAGAGGCCCGAACCCUGAAAAAAUUAUGGUGCUCCCCUGUGUUAUUCAAAAUGAAAGCAAAUACUAAACCAUAAAAUAAGAAAUUAAAACAAAACAAAACAAAACAUACAUUGCAACACAUGGCAGGAUCUGAUUUCAUCUCAUCAUUUCCAUCUACUUUAGAAGGGUGCCUCCUGGUUUAGGUUGGGAUAAGUCAUAAAAAGAGAACAGGGAAACAGGGAAAGAGUAUGUAAGUGGAGUGUAAGGAAGUCUAACAAAGUUCUGUUUUCUCGCAUGACGACUACUUCAAUGUUUUAUUGAAAUAUAAAAUGUCAAUUUCUAUUUAAAAAAACCCAAAAAACACCAAAUUUCUUUUGUGUGUGUGUCCCUGCUUUGCUGGUAUCCUAAAUGCAUGGCUAGGCUACUAAGGUUACCAUAUUUUUAUGUAAGGUUACCAGAUUUUUUUCAAUGAAUCUGGGGACACUUUUCAACUUCAAUGGAUUUUCUAUGGGGACUGAUUUGUAAAUCCAGGGGAAACGGGGACGUCUGAUAACCUUAGCCUAGGGCUUAUCCACACUUGCAUUUACUCAUCUCUUUCUAGGCAUGAUCUGUGAUUUAAAGCUCCUUGUUCGAGCGCCCUUUUUGUUGUUGUUGUUGCUCUGGAGCAAAUGGAUGUUUGCUCCGAGUUUCAAAGAGCGGGGUUUUGUAGGGAAAAUGCGGGGCAAAAACAAACAAAGACACAAAAUGCCCAAACACAGAGCGUUAAAGCGCAGAGUUCUGCCUGGAAAGAGUGGAGUAAAAAGAUAAGUGUGAAGAAGUCCUUAGUCUGCCUAUUGGGUAAUCUGGUACUGGACUAAGCAUCUCUGAGAAGCUGGGAUGGGAGGUGGCAAAUUAUGUCUGAGGGUAAUGGGCAUUUGAAACCUUGGGUGCAUCUCUUGCACUGGCUGUGGUGCCACCUACUUGCAGAUAUAUUUUUAUUCUGGGCCUUUUCCUUACCCAUCAACAGACUUUCCAAGGUCCAGUAGUUCCGUCUGGUAAUUGUAGGCUCCAGACUUAAUACGUUGUGUUUGUUUCGGGGGUGGCUUUGGAAGGUUGAUGUUUAUUACAGUGGUACCUCAGGUUAAGAACUUAAUUCGUUCUGGAGGUCCAUUCUUAACCUGAAACUAUUCUUAACCUGAGGUACCACUUUAGCUAAUGGGGCCUCCCGCUGCACUCCCGAUUUCUGUUCUCAUCCUGAAGCAAAGUUCUUAACCUGAGGUACUAUUUCUGGGUUAGCGGAGUCUGUAACCUGAAGCGUCUGAAACCCGAGGUACUAUACUUCACUUGCUUCAGCGUGUGAAAGCCAGCUGUGCUGCAUUUGGGGACCCUUUUGCUCAUUCUGCUAUGUGGGGGCUCUGGACAUUUGCCCUGAGCCCUGCCCUGAUGGUACCACUGCCAUGUCCAGCCAUUUUUGCCACCAGAUGUUCCACUGGGCUCUCCAUGGGAUGAUCAGACUUCCAUGGGGAUCUCAGCUGCAUUCCUAGCACAUUGAUGGUGGUACCCAACAAUCUUUUCCAAGUGAAGUUGGCACGAAGCCUGUGUUGUCGGUUUAUCUAUUUACUGCAUGUUCGUGGUUUUUUAAAAAUAAUAUAUAUCCUGCCUUUGGGCCCAAUAAGGAUUUUCGAGGCAACAUGCAUUGAAUUCAUAGUUUGGUGUCGUUCAUUAUUUUACUGUUCUGUGGUUUCUAGAAGGUAUUUCUGUGCCAAGAGGAACAGGCCACGUGCUUCCAAUGGGGUUCUGGUGGGACCCGCAGCAAAUGAAGAUGGUGAGUUAAUGAGUUAAUGACUUACUACCCUAACCCCGCCCCCUUCAUUCCUUGAGCUUCUGGGCGGGAAUCUGUCUUCUUGUGAGGGAAAGUAGAAGUGGCGCCAGAACAACAUUAUUUGACUUUUUUUAAAAAAAAUAAUUGUUUAUUUAUUUUUCCAAUACAACAUUAUAAAAAUCCAUAUAUAUCUCCAUAUACAGAGAUUUCUCCGAAUCUCAUGACUUCCACCCCCCCCCCAGAGCUCCAUUUUAAACAUUUAAAACUGCAUCUUCUUCCAAACUCUUAACUCUUAUAUCAAUCCAUAUUGUCCAUGGUAAUGGUUACACUACAAGUGAAAUAAAAAUCCUGCCAGUGUUUCCAUCUGCUUAAAGUGGUCUCUUAGAUAACUUAUAAUCCCCCCCCCCCCGUUCUUUUGUAAAAAUUUUGUCCUCUUGGUUCCUGAGUUUUCCAGUCAGCUUUGCCAUUUCGGCAUAGUGCAACAGCUUGGUUUGCCAAUCCUCUCUGGUAGGGACCUUGUCUUCUGUCCAUCUCUGGGCUAGGAGCAUCUGAGCGGCUGUUGUUCCGUACAUAAAAAGUCUUUUCUGGUCCUUUGGGGUGUCUUUGACUUAUUUAUUAAUUAACUAUUGCUACUACUGUUGAAGGGACGUGGGUGGCGCUGUGGGUUAAAACACAGAGCCUAGGACUUGCCGAUCAGAAGGUCGGCGGUUCGAAUCCCCGCAACGGGGUGAGCUCCCGUUGCUCGGUCCCUGCUCUUGCCAACCUAGCAGUUCGAAAGCACAUCAAAAUGCAAGUAGAUAAAUAGGUACCGCUCCGGCGGGAAGGUAAACGGCGUUUCCGUGUGCUGCUCUGGUUCGUCAGAAGCGGCUUAGUCAUGCUGGCCACAUGACCCGGAAGCUGUACGCCGGCUCCCUCGGCCAAUAAAGCGAGAUGAGCGCCGCAACCCCAGAGUCGGUCACGACUGGACCUAAUGGUCAGGGCCCCCUUUACCUUACUACUGUUGAAAGACCUGGUUUACCCAGAGAUGGCCAGGUAUAGCAAUUGAGAAACUGGUGGUACCCUAAACUAACAGUUUUAUUAUGGCCAAAAACUUUUGUUCACAAGAGUCUGCUUCAAUUGAGAUUGAUGUGCAUUAUGUUAGUCUUGGGAGGCAGCAGGCUUUACAUGGCUACCUCUGUAAGUUGUCACCUAGGUGGGUGGGUGGAUGGGAAUUGUAUCUAGAUGGAGCAUGUGUUUUUACCCUCACCCUCCCACAGUCUGUGAGCGGGUGGAUGCCUACGAGAAUGUGUUGCCAGACGGGGGUCCAAGGCGUAGCUGUCAGCUGCUUCAGAAAGGAAAGAUCCUACCCAAUACCACCAACAUGGAAGGUAUGUUUGGGGCGGGGGAAGAGGUGGAAGGUUGUUUGUAGUCAGAGGAGAAACAGAAUUAUGAAGGAGGAGUGAACAUUUGCAUAAAGUGCAUAGAUCAUGGAAUGGCUAUUAGGGGAUGGGGAAAUCAUUUAGUUCCGUUCAUAGCUGCACUCUCUGAAACAACACAUAAACCAGAAUGCAGUAUAUGAGGUUUGAAAUAUGCAUUUCUCUAAAUUUUGUGGUAAAGUCUCCAACUAAACAAAUGUGUGCAAAAUAUGUGUAUUAGAGGAAAGAAGACAUCAAGAUGCAUAUAUCUGUGAAAAAUGUGUAUAUUAGGAAAAAUGCACACUAAAUUACUAAUGAAUUUACAGGAGGGCUUUUAAAAAGGAAAUUCACAAACUGAUGCAGAAGUGCAGCAAAAUGAGCCUAAGACUGGAAAAAAGGGAAAACAAAAUCAACAGAUUUGUUCAUUCCUGUUACUGAAUAACAUCACAGGGCAAAUCUAAAAGUGUUGUUUACAAUCGGAAUUUAUUUCCCCCUUGAUUAAAGAAUGUACUUUUGUGACUGUACUAAAUUGCCCUUCACCAACUUAGUGAAUAUUUAGACUACAUGCUCUCAUCAACCCUCUAGGGUGAUCUAAAGGCACAAAAAUGCAUUCUUUAAUCAAGUGGGGAAUGGUUAUGUUUUGAUUUGCAUAAUGUUUCAGAAAGUGCAGGCUUGAUAGAUUUGGGUGUAAAUGCAUAGUGAAUCAAAUUUCUCCUAAUUGUGAGUCGAAGUCAGAACACAGGAGACAAAAUACACUGAAGCCUGAUACGGGUUUUCUUCAGUUACGCAUAAAGUAGGGAUGGGAGAUCAGGGGGUGGGGUCUUAUUUAAAGCAGAAAAUGUUUGUGCAUGCAGGGGAUUCUCAUGGGGCCAAAAUGACAAGAGGGGAGGGUUCAGUACCUCCCACCCACAUACCCCAUUCGUGCUUCAAAUCCCACAUCAGUGCUUGACAUCUGAUUGGAGCAAAUGUAUUUUUUUAAGAAACAGGCCUGCCACCAUCAUGCAUAAUUUGGUACACUGGGUUCAGGGCGUGACGCUAGUGUCACUAAGGUCACUGCAAGGAGUUCAAGCAUAGCAGGAGCAAAACAAAUGGAGGUGUUUUCAGACAGGAGGCUUAAACAGAAAUGGCUCCAAGCAUGAGGCCAUCUGAGGUGGAAGAUUUGGGUGCCAUUAAAUAGGGCAGAAUGGUGCAGGCAGAUGUGGUCCGCAGAGCAUCGUAUACUCAAAUCUUCUCAUGAGCCCCUUUGAAAUGAACAUUGUCAUUCACUUGUUAGAUGUGUUCUGGAGGUUUUUGAACAUUUACAUGCAAAUUUCCUGUAACUGCGAGGGAAAAGUACAGCCAUAGUUACCGCAAGUGUGGACAAAAACCACCUGUGGGAGGCCUUCUCAAAAUGCAGAAGUUUUAGCACAGGAAACACAUAGAACUGUUUGAAGAGAAAGGAAAAGGACCCACUUCCUCCUCAUUUAAGAUGAAGAUUGCCAUGGUGAGCAUCUUGCCUCUGCCUGUAGUGUGCAAGGGGCAGGACAUAGAGGCUUUGCACAUACACAAUACACAGUUUGGGAAAAGAGCCAGCCCACAGCAGCACCAAGCUGAGCUCUUGGUGGCAGGGGUGGCAGUGUGCACAGCAAGCUCUACAUGCUGCCCCAAAGUGGGGCACAAUGCAUGGCUGCACAACUGGCCCCAGCAGCUUGAGGCUCUUUCACAGCAUCCCACAGCUGUGAUGCUGUGUUGCUCACUUUCACAUUCAGAGCACAGUUUUGCAAGGGGGUGGUCGUGGGUGGAAGAGGGAAGGAACUUUGGUCCAUUUCACAGAAAUAGCAGAUGAUGCAGUAACCUUCCUCCUGGACUGUUCUGCUUCAUACAAUCUCAUGGUUGAAUGAAUGCCCGUCAGAGAGGAAAACCCUGCACACAUAUAAUUAGCACAACGGGGGGGGGGGGGGGAGCUAAUGCUAGAGCUCUUCUCCCUGUCAGGCUAGUUGUCUAUGUGCAGGGAUGUUGUCCCCCCACUCCCACUUAAUCAGAUUUAAUAAUGCAAUCCCCCACUUGCAAUUUGAAGUGGCACACUUGAGGAACAGGUUUUUACCACCUCAUCCAAGCCUUUGUCUUACCAUGCUGGCGAAGCAGCACCCAACAGUAUUGAAACCUACCCAUCACCCAGUGUCAUCAGUUAAUUGGCAGGUGGCCAUUAUUUGGAAGAAAUAGUUUUGCAGGCUGAGACUGGCCUGCAGACUGGAGAUUACUUGCCUGUCCUAAACAUUUAUGGAGUCAACUAGAAGAGUGCAGUGAUUUCAGACCAGUAAGAUGAGUAGAGUAAUAUCGGUUUUUAUGUACAUCUCUCUCUCUCUCUCCCUCCUCUCACUCACCAGAUGAAGAUGAAGAAGAAUAUGAACAUCCAGACAGUGAAAUAGAGCUCAAGUCAGAUGGUAAGUGGUGUGGGGGCAUUGGGAUGAACUUGUGUGACUGCCAUGCAUUGCAGUCAACUGGGUGCCCAACAAACCCUUUGCUGAUUAACUCAGAUGGGCUGAAUAAAUAUGGCAGAGGCUACAGGUGGCUUACUUACUAUGUGCCUGGUAGGAAACAGCAUGUUGCUUGAGAGGGACAGCAUAAGAGGAUGGAAAAAGCAUAGGGGCUGCUACAGAUCCACAUCCUUCCGCACUUGCUGUGACACACACAGGGAGAGUGCAGGUUGUAGGCAUGGGUAUGGAACUCAGAAACAGCAUAGACCCCUGAACCUGUUUGUGACACCCACUUAGCUAUAACAGGUCCCCCAUAUGCUGCACUGUAUUGGGGAACUUGGUCCAGUUAGAGCGUAUGACGCACAACCCAAAGAAGCAGAGGAGUCACAGUCACCGAGUGACUGAUGGUUGCUGGGUGCUGUGUGACUGGAAGCAAAGUGGGCUGGUGGAGUGGGAGAAAGCACAGCAUAAAAUUUGGGAGAACAGAAUAUAAAUUGGGGUAUGGAAGAGAACAGGGCACCGUAGGCAGAGAGAAUGGGUGGGCCUAGUCAUCCAAAAAAUUUUUUUGCUUCAGAUGAUGACAACUACGAGAACACCCAGGAAGAAGUGAAACAGGGAGAGGCGGCUUUGAACGGUAAACAAUCCUUUCCUUACUUUCGACUCAUCAGUCUCCCACAUUUUAUGAGUAAAUGGAGAUAACCGAAACCUUUCAGCAUCUCAGGGAGGUGAGGAGGACUCUCUGUACAGCUGCCCAAGCAUGCUGGCCUUUGUUAGAGCAGGCGGCGGAGACUGUAGUGAUUUGUAGAGUUGCUUCAUAAUGUAAUGGAGUUUUAUUGAGAAUUAGGAGGUGUGUGUGUGUGUGAAAUGCCCAGUGAGGAAGACCUGGAACAAAUGAAUCCUGGAUUCAGAGGAGGAAAAGCAGACCGAUCACAGGAGCACUACCUUGGGAGUCCUUUCUCAGUGCAGAGAGGAAACCAUAUCUCCCUGAAUGGGCAGCUCAUUCUGGACUGUAACAGGCAGAAGGAGGGUCAUGGCCUGGGCGGAAAGGGGGUUGAUUUGGGAAAGGCCCAGAUUAAGAGGUCUGGUGGGCUGCAGUGGCAGAGGAAGGGGGUGGGGGGUGCUGGACGCCCCGGGUGUCAUCACUGAGGGUUUUUUUUUGACAAAAAUAUUAUGGUAGUUAAUAAUAAUAAUAGUAAGGCUCAUGAAAACUUUUUAGUUCAGUCAACAAUGCAGCAAAAUACAGCUGGCACCGGGCUCCGCACCGCGGGGCCUGCACUUACCAUGGGGCCUGCAGCGUGCCCGAGCCACACAUCUCUCUUGGGAGUGACGUAGUAGCUUGGGUGUCUGCAGGCUCCACGCUGCCUAAAAUGGCAGCGUGGAGCUUGUGUCUGCCCUCUUCCUCUCCCUCCGCCACCCUACAGCUGAGGAAGAGGCUGUGGAGAGGCCCUGCCUCCGUGGGCUGCUCGCCCCCCCCCCCCGCGCUGGCUGCAGGCUGCAUGGGCCAGACCUGGCACCCGAGCGGCCAGCUACACCGCUGGUGGGCCGGAUUAGUUGGAGGUCUGGUCCCCAUAUCUGAUCUAGUUUUAAUAAUGAUUUAUACUAAUAAUGAUUUAUUAUUUAUACCUCACCCAUCUGACUGGGUUUCCUAGGACUUUGAGUUGGGGGCUGUGUGGUGGUGACUGUGUGAGGUCAAAUUUUCCUUCUGUAUAAAGAUGUGGAAGAGGCUAGAAUGGGUGGGCUACUGUGCAUUUCCACAGUUCAGGAGAAAUAUCUCUCUCUAAUAUAUCUCUCGAGCAAUUGCAUCCAGCCCCGCCCCCCCAUCCAAAUACAAUGGUUCCAAAUAGAUAAUUCUCACUUUAAAGAUACUGAGCGUUGGUGAGAUGCCCAUAACGACAAAAUGAGUCUACUAACAGUAUGUGAACCACAGCAACCCCGUAGGCCUUGUUUCGUAAACUGCCCUAUAAUAAAUCAGGCCAUCAGCCUACCUCAGCCUUUGCCAUAACACAGAGGCAGAGCAUUUGCUUCCCAAGCAGAAGGCCCUGGGUUCAAUCUCCAGGCAAGGCUGGGUGAGACCCCCUGCAUGAAACACUGCCAAUCAGUGUAGAUAAUACUGAACUAGAUGGACCAAUGGUCUGACUCAAUGUAAGGCAGGUUCCUAUGUUCUUGUUCCAGCUUAGUGCCCUGCAGAUGGUUAGGACUUCACCUUCCCUCAGUUGGCCAGUGAUGGGGGAUGUAGUCUAAAACAUCUGAAGGUCGACAGGUUGACAAAAGCUGGUGUAUCCCUGGACACUGCAGUGCGACAGUGCAACGGCACUUUCCCCCCUGGCGCCAUUGGGCCCGCCCUCACUUAAAUAUAGUGCACCCACCUCACAGAACACCAAUUCCACGAAUUCCCACAAACUACCCCAGAUUAUCUUGUGGGGGACUUGUGUGAGGGGGAAAUUUGGAGUCUCAGGCAGGAUUUGAUCAAAUAAACAAAGAUUUUAUUUAACAAAGGAAGUUUAUGGCACAAGUGGGUAAAACAUAGGAUACUUCAGAUUAUAAUGUUACUUCACUUCAGUGCUUUCUCAGUUGUUGCACAGCUGUUGCCGCUUAAUACUUUGGUUCUUAAACAAGGUGGUACUUCCUGUCAAUUACACACCCCUUAGACAACCCUACUCCUGAAGUACUCCAAGUAACAGACUCAAGGGAUCACCACACCCCUCUUAACUGGUUUGGGAGUCUUCUCUUUUCGUAGAAGAAUCUCUCCCCUCCUGACUGGAAUGAGACCUAAGUAGACUGUAUCUUUCCAGCUUCUACUUCUCCUGGCUUACCCUCAGUCUCCCAGUUAAUUCCUGGCCUGUUACUCUUACAGGACACCACACACUGUCCUUCACCCUAAGAUCAGAGACUACUUUCUCUAGCUUGUGAUAUAUUCCUCAGAGUAGAUGUUUCUAUCCAGAACCAACUCUCUCUCCUCUCACUCCCUAUCUCCCUCCCUCCCUCCCAACCUAUUCUCCCAACCUACAAACUGUCUCUCAAAAUCUUCUCCUUUUCAACUCCCCCUCCUAGAACCCCGGCCAACCAUAAACUGCCAUUCGUUAACCAUGUGCUAGCAGGGAAAAGGAAAAAGAAAACACUUGGUGAACCAACCUACCCAGCAAAAAUAAACUUUUCCAUCACAUGCAGCAGCUAGCAGAAGCUCCCCAGGCUCUCAAGAAGAGGUUCUUCCUAGACAUGUUGCUGUCUUGGGAGUCUCUUUAAAGUUAAGGUUUCAGCAAGUGAACCUGGGGGUUUCUGCAUGCGACACAUGUGUGCUGUCCGCCACUGAGCUAUGGUUCUCCUUUCCCCACAUUCCAGACUUCAUUAAACAACAGCUGCUGUUCUUCCAUCCACAGAUCUAUCGCUUUAUGAAAACAGAAAGGACGAGACCAAGUCCGGCUCCCAGAAGUGGGACUCAGGUAUUUGGAAGUGCGGUGAGCUAUCCGUGUGGGGUGAGGGGUGGGUCAUGUCAGUCUGUUUACCUGAUCUUCUCACCAACGGCUUGCUUGUGACCCACAGCUGACCCAUUGUAUGCAAACAAUACUCAGCACUCCGUGAAGAACCUGGUCCAAGAUCCACUUGCUGAAGGUGCGGGAUCUGGGUGUGGAAGCAGAGACAGGGGCAGCCAGCUCACAAACACACGUGUGUGUGUGUGUGUGUGAAUGAAAAAGAAGACCAACUGUUUAGAAAAUCCAGUAUCCUUCAUUCAAGACACACUCUUCCUUAAAGGAGGCCGUCUGUACAGUUCCGGAAUUAUUCAAUAUGUUGAUCAGAACCUGGAAAUAUUGGGGCUGAAGCUGGAACCUUCCAAAUGCAAAGCAGAGUCUCUAAUCUGCUGCUGACUUUUGAACAGCUUUGUUUCUUAAUUUCAGAACUGUAAGGAUAAACUGAGCGUGUAACUCAAAGUGUGUUGGGGAAUAAAGGGGAGUGGAACAACCACACUUCCCUUGUAACUGUGUAAUCUGGGAAGUCGGUGCUAACUUGCAGAAUUUUGCUGAGAAAUGUGGAAGGGCACACGACUGCUGCAGUAGCUUUUCCUCCAUUGACUCAGCAGACUCCUUUUGUGGUUGAUUACUGCUUGCCAUGGCCACCCCUUUUAGCCAUCUUCCCUGUAGUAACUGGAAUCCAAGUGAUACCAGCAAAUUGCCAUGGGGACACUAUGAACCGUCUCCCUUCCCUUCCUUUCUAGCAUGGCUGUUGCCCUGAGUAAAAGCUGCCUGGGAGGAUUUGGAGAGUUUGCCCCAUAAAAAUAACACCCUCAGUACAUUUGCAACCACAACCCACUGCCAUUCAAUUCCUCUGGUGACGUUCAGUCUUUCUGUGUUUCCCCCUCACAGAUAGUGAAAACUAUGAGAACUUGGAAGAAGAGGUUUCUGUUUCCCCUGGUGCAGCCCGACUUAUAGCAGGUACUGGAUAGGAGCUUGGAGAGGGCAAAGAAUCGAGACCCUCUUUCCUGAAUCCUCCAAAUCAUCAUCAUCACCACCACCAUCAUCAUAAAUAAUAAUAAUAAUAAUAAUAAUAAUAAUAAUAAUAAUAAUAAUAAUUUGUAUCCUGCCCUCCCUGGCCAAGGCUGGGCUCAGAGCAGCUAACAUCAUAAAAACAACACAAUAAGCAUAAAAACAGACAUCAGUUAAUUAAAAUACAUCUUAAUACAUUGUUUGGGGACUACAUAGCCCCAGUUCAGACAGAGUGUAGCAAUUCCAAAUGGGGCUUGAUCAAUGCUGAAUACAUGGGCACAAUGACUGUGUAACAAUACUUCUGUAGAGGCAACCUGAUAUGACACUGGCCUUUGGUAUCUCUCUCUGUCCCCCAGACUUACGCAGGCAGCUGGCCCUGGACCCCCAUGUAGACAAGCAGGAUGGAUGCAGUGAGACAUCUACAGGUAAACAUUAAAAAACAGUUGCUCCUGCUAGUUAAACUCCAGCUCUGUUUAGCUGCCAUCCCACUUGGCAUAAUUUAUUCAGUCCCACUUGUGACAUUUCUGCUGCCCCUUCAGGCUCCCAGUCCUAUGAAGAAAUGAAUGGGUCCUUGUGCCCCACUUCAAGCAAGCUUCUCCAGCUUCAUUCCAACAUAAGCAACGAGGAAGGUGAGUGUCAUUUCCAAUAAUGCCCCGGAAUGCCCCAAUAAUAAUCUCUGGGGCGCUGUGGGAAAUUCAAAAUGCUGAUUCACAGUCACAUGCCACCCAACCCUGGCAAGCAUCAAUGGGACAGAACUCCUGUGAGCAACUUAAGAGGGAAAUAGAAUCUAGCAAUUUGGAAAGAAAAACUCCCAGGAUCUCCAGACAGGGUUAGCAUCAGGGGUAGGAGAGCUGACGCCCAAGUCUUCCAGCUUUGUUCUUUCAUAUAUUCAAUGCUGUUGGUCAGUAGACGUUAGGAACGACCUCUGAGGAUUGUUCCUCCAAGCAAAAUGGGAGAUGCCGUUUUCUAAUCCCUAUUAUACCAGUUGAUUAGAGUGGCUGGGCACAUGACGGGAAGAAAUCCAGCAGAUCAAGUUUUCCUAAUCAUUCUCCUUAUAAAUUAGGGAAAGCUACAUCUGUUGGGUUUUUUAUAGUCAGUCUUUUUAAAAAAAUGUUUGGCCAAUUAUCCUUAGUCCCAUAGGCCCCUGUUUAAGGAACUGGAAUUCAGGGUCGCUUCAUCUCUGACCAGCCCCCCUGCUCCUUGCAGAUGCCGAUUCCUAUGAAAAUAUGGAGAGCCCCAACAGUGUCAGUUCGCGGAAGGAAGGCAACAUGGAUUCAUGUGGAGAAGGUAGGUGGAUGGGAGUACAGGAUUGUGCUCUAGGAGAGUUGGGACACUUUCACUAGGCAUUGCCCAUGCACUUUCAAGCCUGUCUUUCCAUCCACAGGUCUAGAAGCUUGUAUUUAUAUAAAGGGCGUUUUUUUCCAGCCAGAACUCACUGUAACUCAGUUCCGGCACCUCUCAGGUGGGUGCCAUAGCCAUUAUAAGAGAACAAGGGAGGUGUUCAUGGUGAGUUCUGGCACCUCUUUUUCUAGAAAAAUAGCAUUGUGUGUGUGUGUGUGUGCGCACACACACACACACACACACACACACACACACUUAAAUAGAAGUUGAGACUCUCAAAUUGCUGGCUUCAAUAAUAGCAACUUCCACGUUUGCACAGAAUUCAUACAAGAAGUCCUGCUCAGAUUUUGACCAGGACCCAGGAUUUAUCUAACCUCUGCUUUCCUUUGUUUCUUUCACAGGCACUGCCUUUGGUCUCCCACGGCAACAUCACUCCAUACCUUUCGGGGUUGAUCUUAGAGGGGGGAUGCUGUGUUCAGACUAGAACGAGCCAAGGCGUUGGGGAGGCGGGCUCAAGAGCUUGAACCUUCGGCAAUUCCUUUCCUCUCUCAGCCAGGACGCAAUGUUUCUACCUAGAAACUGGGACCACAAAAACUAUUCUUCUCGUCUUGGCACUCCGGAUCCUCUGGGAGCAGAGGAGUGAGGGGUGCUUCCAGAAUGCUAGAAGAGGGGGUCCGGAGAUUGGAUUCCUGGGUUUGAUCUCCAGGACUAGGAGCAGUAUGGAGUCCUACACAUCUGAAAUGGAAGCAGAAAGACUGAGCUGGAGAUAUGCAAGCACAUUUUUUUAAAGAGUUGAAAGUAAAGAGAAGCCAUUUCUAGUGGAAGAAACACACCUUUCUUUUGUUCCACAAUUAUUACCUCCAGCCACACUUUGAAAUAAUACAAAAGCUGAUUUUGUUGGUGUUCUAGAGUGAUUAGGCUGAUGUGGAUCUGCACACACACAUUUUUAGCCAGAUGUAGAUAUUUCCUCAGAGAAUCAAGCUCUGGCGCAAUUGGUCCUUCUUUCCAGAAACCAGUUGUGCAAAGUCCUGACUGUUAAGCCCUUGUGACAAUCAUGAAGGUACCUCCUUCCUUUCAACCCAACUGGCUGUGCAGAGUGCUGAUUGGCUGACCCCUACAAUGAUUACAAAACCACACUCUCCUACCCUUGUCAAGCUGUCCAAUGCAUCAUCUGUUUCAGAAUUGGUGUAUUGGUCAGGAAUAGUCUAACAUUUCAAAAUUCUGUAAGCAGUGCCUAUCCAUAUGGCUCCAUUUUUUAUUAUUAUUGCACACUAUUACAAUGGAUGUUGCCCCAGAGCAGAAAAAAAGACACUGCUACCUAUAUAGGUAGUUCCACCAGAGCAGAAAACAAGACAUUGUCACCUAUAUCUGAAUGUAGCCUUCCAUGGACAAAAGUGGAACGAGCACAUACAAUGAGCAACCUCUCUUUCAAACCACCUUCAGCUCUGGGCGGGGGUACACACAAUUGUCUGUUUCUAGCCUUAAUUCACCAUUGAUUUCAUUGUGAGUUGAUGCAUACUUGUAUUUUCAUAUGGGGAAAGGUAGGCAUUGUCGGGGGUGGGUACUUUGUGUCUCACACGAUGUCUCACACAGCCUACCAUCUUACUUUGCCAUUUCUCCUGCUGCCAUAUCCUGUAAAAUAAAACUGAAAUUCUAUAAUAAACUUCAGUAUUGUGGGC
This is a messenger RNA of Podarcis lilfordi (Lilford's wall lizard), 23874 nucleotides long. The record is from the annotation of a GenBank genome assembly. NCBI's taxonomy places the organism in Eukaryota, Metazoa, Chordata, Lepidosauria, Squamata, Lacertidae.